Messenger RNA from Condylura cristata (star-nosed mole), 3526 nucleotides. RefSeq names its product GRAM domain containing 1B (gene GRAMD1B). The record is from RefSeq and is a predicted model, not a curated record. Bases 528 to 2762 code for a protein of 744 amino acids. Gene Ontology annotation, molecular function: sterol transfer activity; sterol binding. Gene Ontology annotation, biological process: intracellular sterol transport. Gene Ontology annotation, cellular component: endoplasmic reticulum-plasma membrane contact site; plasma membrane; endoplasmic reticulum membrane. NCBI's taxonomy places the organism in Eukaryota, Metazoa, Chordata, Mammalia, Eulipotyphla, Talpidae. The transcript is spliced from 22 exons.
AGAUUAUAUGGAGCUGCGGGAGCUGCCGCCUGGGGGAGGAGAGGUGCAGGUUCUGCUAGGUUUUUGCUCUCCUUCUGUGCUCUCCUUGAGUCUAUUUCCCAAGGCUCUUCAGAGCCCAUGUGAGGUGAGGGUGGGUGGGUGGCUGGCCAGCCUGCCUGUUGACAGCAACUCCAGGGCUUGUUCCACAGCCUUGCCAACAUUACCAUCCUCAUCCAAAACUGGCAGAGGCAGCAACAGCUCCCGCAGGCAGCUUCAGCCCCUGCGGGCUGGUUUUGCAGAAGCUGCCCUUCACCUUCCAGCUUUGGGCUGGGAAAGGGGAAGAAGGGGGAGCCGCGGCAGUUCUCCUGGCUUUCUAGAUCUCUCUCCCUGUCUCUCUGUCUCUCUCCUUUCUCUUUCUGUGUUCAAGUCACAUUACAUGGGAUUCUGUUCUUUUGGGACUUCGUCAUCUUUUCAAAUAUGUCCUGGGACCUCCGGAGCCGUACCGGGGAUGCUAAGGACACGGUCAGUGGAUUAUCGUGACUGUACUAAUGAAAGGAUUCAAGCUAUCCUGCACUGCCAGUAACUCAAACCGCAGCACGCCGGCCUGCUCCCCCAUCCUCCGGAAGCGGUCUCGCUCGCCAACCCCACAGAACCCCGACGGAGACGCCAUGGUGGAGAAGGGCUCAGAUCACUCCUCGGACAAGUCCCCGUCCACACCCGAGCAGGGUGUGCAACGCAGCUGCUCCUCACAGUCGGGCCGCAGUGGUGGCAAAAAUUCCAAGUCUCACAAGCGCCUCUCAAAAAAAAGCCAGAGUUGGUAUAAUGUAUUAAGCCCCACUUACAAGCAGAGAAAUGAAGACUUCCGAAAGCUCUUUAAGCAACUUCCAGACACGGAACGCCUCAUUGUUGAUUAUUCAUGUGCACUCCAAAGGGACAUUCUUCUUCAGGGCCGACUCUACCUCUCUGAAAACUGGAUCUGUUUCUACAGCAACAUCUUCCGCUGGGAAACUCUGCUGACCGUCCGUUUGAAAGACAUUUGCUCCAUGACUAAGGAAAAAACAGCUCGCCUCAUUCCCAAUGCCAUCCAAGUUUGCACUGACUCUGAAAAGCACUUUUUCACUUCAUUUGGGGCGCGGGACAGGACGUACAUGAUGAUGUUCCGGCUCUGGCAGAAUGCUCUCCUUGAAAAGCCCCUGUGCCCCAAGGAGCUCUGGCACUUUGUUCACCAGUGCUACGGGAACGAGCUGGGCCUGACCAGUGACGACGAAGACUACGUGCCACCCGAUGACGACUUCAACACGAUGGGCUACUGCGAGGAGAUCCCCGUAGAAGAGAAUGAAGUGAAUGACAGCUCAUCCAAAAGCAGUAUAGAGACCAAGCCGGAUGCCAGUCCACAGCUGCCCAAGAAAUCUAUCACCAACAGCACCCUCACCUCCACGGGGAGCAGCGAAGCCCCUGUCUCGUUUGAUGGACUGCCCCUGGAGGAGGUCCUGGGGGGCGAUGGGUCGCUGGAGAAGGAGCUCACCAUCGACAACAUCAUUGGGGAGAAAAUUGAGGUCCUUGCACCGGUGGCCUCCCCCUCUCUGGACUUCAAUGACAAUGAGGACAUCCCCACCGAACUUAGCGACUCUUCCGAUACCCAUGAUGAAGGUGAGGUCCAGGCCUUCUACGAGGACCUGAGUGGCCGGCAGUACGUGAAUGAAGUCUUCAACUUCAGCGUGGACAAGCUCUAUGACCUUCUGUUCACCGACUCGCCCUUCCAGCGGGACUUCAUGGAGCAACGCCGCUUCUCUGACAUUAUCUUCCACCCCUGGAAGAAGGAAGAGAACGGAAACCAGAGCCGAGUGAUUCUCUACACCAUCACCCUUACCAACCCCCUGGCUCCCAAAACUGCCACCGUCAGGGAGACACAGACCAUGUACAAGGCGAGCCAGGAGAGUGAGUGUUACGUGAUCGACGCCGAGGUCCUCACCCACGACGUGCCCUACCACGACUACUUCUACACCAUCAAUCGCUACACGCUCACCCGUGUGGCCCGGAACAAGAGUCGGCUCAGGGUCUCUACAGAGCUGCGUUAUCGGAAACAGCCCUGGGGGUUGGUAAAGUCUUUCAUCGAGAAGAACUUCUGGAGUGGGCUGGAGGACUACUUCCGCCAUCUAGAGAGCGAACUGACCAAAACAGAAAGUACCUACCUGGCUGAGAUGCACAGACAGUCUCCGAAAGAGAAGGCCAGCAAGCCUCCAGCGGUGCGGAGGAGGAAGCGUGCCCACGCCCACCUGCGAGUCCCUCACCUGGAAGAGGUGAUGAGCCCCGUCACCACACCCACUGAUGAAGAUGUGGGUCACCGGAUUAAGCAUGUGGCAGGUUCCACGCAGACACGGCAUAUCCCUGAGGACACCCCCAAUGGUUUCCACCUGCAGAGUGUGUCCAAGCUGCUGCUGGUUAUCAGCUGUGUGAUCUGUUUCAGUCUGGUGCUGCUCGUCAUCCUUAACAUGAUGCUCUUCUACAAACUCUGGAUGCUGGAAUACACCACCCAGACCCUCACUGCCUGGCAGGGUCUCAGGCUCCAAGAAAGAUUACCCCAGUCUCAGACAGAAUGGGCCCAGCUCUUAGAGUCCCAACAAAAGUACCAUGACACUGAGCUCCAAAAAUGGAGGGAAAUCAUCAAGUCCUCAGUGAUGCUUCUCGACCAGAUGAAGGACUCACUCAUCAACCUUCAGAACGGCAUCAGGUCCCGUGACUACUCAUCAGAAAGCGAAGAGAAGAGGAACCGCUAUCACUGACAAGGCAGGAACAGGGGUGGCUGCAAGAGGCCUGUGCAAUACAUGCCUGGGAGCCCGGAUUUGGAGCCCUGGCCACUGGGGAGAAGCACCUGGCCUGCCAAGAGGAGCUGAUGCCAGACGAUCUACCCAACAUGUGAAGGUGGAAAGAACAUUGUCACCUCUGCCCUUUGCUCUCCCUUGCUUCUCUCAGCACAGUGAACACUGCAGAAGCAAAAUGGUGGCCUCUGCUCCAGGCAAGACAGCUGGCUCUGUCUGGAAUGUUGGCCCUGGGCUUGGGUGCCAUGUGCUGAGAUCUCAUCAUCAAAGCAACCAUUUUUGCCAACGAUAGUGUGUGGCUCCCCCAUGUUUCCCCAUCCUGCAUCUAGGGCCAGACCACUCUCUGCAUGGACCAGACCAUCUUCCCAAACCCAUGGUGCUUCUCCCUUCCCCAACUCAACCUAGACCCCAAGGUGGGGAGGGAUGGGCCAGAGGCCAUAUGGUCCUGGACAAUCCUGACAUGGGGUGGAGUGGGGUGAGGCAUAAGAGGAGCCCCAAACCUGCACUGGGCCAUCGAUGGGAAGGAACACAGGUUGAUUGCAGUCGAGUUGUCUGGCCAUCUGUGUGGGGAACUGUCGCUGUGCUCUGCCUGGCGCUGUGCGCAAGGUCUGGAAACUCACUGCUAGUCCCUAGAAACAUACAAGGCCUCCCAGCCAAAUCUUUAAUGUAAGUAGCUAGAGCCAUGGAAGUACAGUAUGAAUUAAAAGAAAAAGUAUUGAACUUCAAAU